AUGGAAAGGGUAGGUCCACUCAAGGACAAAGGAGGAAAUUUACGCAUCGAGCUUAAGGAAUUUGCUGAGCUGCUCAAUGAGUACUUAGAUUUGGUGUUCACCAAGGAGACAGAAAUCGAUGAUCGCAAAAUAGAGUGUUAUUUUGAUAUUCGUUCGUACAUCCAUACUAAGAAGGGAGAUAUAGACUUUAAACAAUGGGAUUAUAUUUUGGGAAAAUGUAGAUUGCUAUCAUUAGCAGAUAUCAUUGUCACUGGAAAAACCAAUUUGGUGGCGAUCGUAAUUCUAUCCCGGGGAAAAUGUGGACUCUCUCGAUGUGUUACUUACUACCUGGUGGCAAUAGCAGUGAGCGAUUUCCUCGUGAUUAUCACCGGGUGCAUUCUCAACCGAAUCAGUCGCAUCUAUUUUACCUACAGUGCAUUGUCCACAACCACCGGUUGUGCACUGAGCGCCGUGCUGGUCUACUUUAGCCGGGAUGGCUCAGUAUGGCUGACAGUGUCCUUCACCAUUGACCGUUUCGUGUCCAUCUGCUGCCAAAACCUGAAGAACAGAUACUGCACCAAGAAAACGGCGUCGCUGGUCAUAGGCAUUGUCUGUCUCCUGAAUGCUAUCAAGAACGUCCCUUUUUACUUUUCUUACAACCCCUUGUACACACUGGAUGGUGUGCCCUGGUUUUGUGAAAUCAAGUCUACAUAUUAUACCUCACUCGCUUGGCGGGCCUACGACUGGCUGGACCACAUUUUAAUGCCAUUUCUCCCAUUCUUCCUCAUUCUAUUACUCAACGUCCUGACCGUCCACCACAUCUUGACAGUCAGCCAAGCCCGUAGGAGACUCCAGGGCAAUAAGCAUCGCAGUGACCCGGAGUUGGCCAGCCGCAAGAAGUCCAUUGUUCUGCUGUUCACCAUCUCUCUCAGCUUCCUCCUCCUAUGGGUCAUCCAAGUUGUACAUUUCCUUUACGUGCAUAUUCCAGGAAAGGCCUACUUCUCUGGUUUGGAUUUUAAUGACCCUGAUUACCUCCUUCAAGAGGCGACCAACAUGCUCCAGAUAAUCAAUUCCUGCAACAAUGUCUUCAUCUACGCAGUGGCGCAGAAAAGGUUCCGAGGGGAAUUGAAGAAGCUGCUGAUGUGCCCCAUAGCAACUGUCACCAGUUGCUAUAAAGAAUGA
Molecule: messenger RNA, 1161 nt
Organism: Rhincodon typus (whale shark)
Lineage: Eukaryota; Metazoa; Chordata; Chondrichthyes; Orectolobiformes; Rhincodontidae
Product: probable G-protein coupled receptor 139
Exons: 3
Coding region: 1-1161 (386 amino acids)
Biological process (GO): G protein-coupled receptor signaling pathway
Cellular component (GO): membrane
Molecular function (GO): G protein-coupled receptor activity
Source: RefSeq, a predicted model, not a curated record